Messenger RNA from Colletotrichum gloeosporioides, 987 nucleotides. Its product is annotated as putative oxidoreductase. The transcript is spliced from 4 exons. The record is from RefSeq and is a predicted model, not a curated record. The coding region runs from base 1 to 987 and encodes 328 amino acids. NCBI's taxonomy places the organism in Eukaryota, Fungi, Ascomycota, Sordariomycetes, Glomerellales, Glomerellaceae.
AUGGCCGGACGCAACCUUAACCAACUCUUUCCACCUAAGCCGACCUUCACAGAAGACGAGUUGCCGAACCAGAAUGGCAGGGUCUUCUUCAUCACUGGAGGAGUUUCCGGCAUUGGCUUGGAACUCUGCAAGAUGCUCUAUGCCGCCAAUGCGACUAUCUACAUCGCUACAAGAUCCGCCUCCAAGAUUGGCACAGCCAUCAAUGAACUCAAAUCGCUUUACCCGUCGAGUCAAGGACGUCUCGAGUCGCUAGUGCUCGACCUUUCGGAUCUCACAACAAUCAAGCUAGCAGCAGACUCUUUUCUCGCCAAGGAAACGAGACUUGAUAUUCUUGUUCACAAUGCAGGCGUCAUGAUGCCUCCCAAGGACAGCAGGAGCGCCCAAGGCCAUGAACUGCAAAUGGGUACAAAUGCUCUAGGCCCCUUUCUCUUGACCAGAUGCUUGCAGGAGAGAUUGCGUGCAACCGCUUCAAUGCAAGGAAUCGCUAAGGGCAGUGUGAGAGUGGUGUGGAUCGCCAGCAUGAUUUCCCUCGGAGCCCCAAAAGGUGGUGUCGUUUGGAAUGCUGCGAAUGACGCACCAAAGAAAUUAAGCGACUCAAUGGGUGAUUAUAUGCAAAGUAAAGUGGGUGUUGUAUUCUUGGCAAAGGAAUUUGCAAACAAGACGGAGAACGAUGGUAUCAUCUCAGUGAGCGUCAACCCAGGUCUCGUAAAGACAGAGCUGCAGAGACAUGCACCAGCUGCAAUGGGCAAAAUAAUGGGCGUCGUUUUCAAGCCGUCAAAAUUCGGGGCUUACAGCGAGCUCUUCGCAGCUUGCUCCCCCAAGGUGACGAAUGAAAAGAACGGGUCAUACAUCGUUCCCUGGGGCCGUUUUGGCUGUAUCCCAGACGAUAUUUCUGAUGGGUUUCAAUCAUCCUCAACCAGCGGAAGUUCAUUGGCAAGAAAGUUUUGGGACUGGUGUGAGGCCGAAACUGCAUGCUAUGGUCGUUGA